GGCAAUGCAUUCCAGAAGAUGUCGUCCUCCGUGGCCGACCAGCAGGCAGCCGUUGAGGGCCUGCUCCAUCGCCUUGUCCCCCAGUGGGAGUCCCAAAUCACGCUGCAUGUCUUUCAGGGUGCCAAAGAACAGCGAGGCGACAUGUUCGUGGUUGAGACUUUCAACAACAGCGUUUCCAUAACGGGUUCAAGUGGUGUUGCGGUGGCCACGGGUCUUUACUACUACCUCAAGAAAUUCUGCAACGUUCACGUGUCCUGGUCGGGCUCGCAGACAAAGACUGCCACGGGCAAGCCACCCCUGGUUCCCGAGCCAAUUGUGAUCAAUCUCAACGGACGUUUCCGCUACUAUCAGAAUGUGUGCACGGCCAGUUACUCCACGGUCUGGUGGAACUGGACCCGCUGGGAGCAGGAAAUCGACUGGAUGGCGCUGAACGGCAUCAACUUGCCGCUGGCCUUCACUGGGCAGGAAGAGAUAUGGAAGAGGACAUUCCUGAAACUUGGUGUGAAGCAGGCAGAGAUCGAUGAAUUUUUCUCUGGACCUACAUUUUGGCAAAGGAUGGGAAACUUCCGGGGCUUCGGUGGUCCACUUCCUGAAUCGUGGCACGUUCAGCAGGUGCAGCUGCAGCACCGAAUACUGAAGCGAAUGCGGGAGUUCGGCAUGAUGCCCGUGUUGCCAGCAUUCGCCGGACAUGUUCCACGAGCCGUAGAAAAGUUGUUUCCGAACACAUCUAUGUCAAGAACAUGUUGGCAGGCCUUUGAGGAGCGAUAUGCUUGCCCGACGUUCGUUUUUCCGAACGAGACCCUCUUUGUCACCAUUGGAAAGCUGUUCCUGCAACAGUACAUAGCAGAGUUUGGCACAGACCACUACUACAACACUGACCUCUUCAAUGAGAUAAACCCUCCUUCUGGGAACAUAUCCUUCGUUCAAGACUCUGGCAAGGCUGUCUUCACAGCACUCACGGAGGUGGACCCUGAAGCUGUUUGGGUCAUGCAAGGAUGGUUGUUCAUCAACGACCCAUUCUAUUGGACGCCACAGCGGGCGAAGGCUCUGCUGAGGAGUGUUCCUCAGGGAAGGCUGUUAAUACUCGACCUGAGUUCUGAGCGACAACCCGUGUACGAAAAGUUGUCCAUGUUCUACGGCCAGCCUUUCAUCUGGAACAUGCUACUCAACUACGGAGGCGUUCUGGGAAUGUAUGGGUCGCUGAAUUCCGUGAACGAGGGACCGUUUAAUGCCAGCAAAGCAAAUGACUCCACUAUGGUCGGGACUGGCUUGACGCCUGAAGGCAUAAAUCAGAACGAUGUGAUGUUCGAGUUCAUGAGCGAAAACGCCUGGAGAUCGUCGCCAGUCAACAUUAGCGAAUGGAUAGAUAACUAUGCAUUGAGAAGAUACGGCAAGGAGAAUGUCAACGCUACUUCUGCAUGGAGGCAUCUUGCAGAGAGCGUCUACGACUUGGAUCCUUCUACUCUUGUAAAAGACCACGGACAGUACGCGCUUGUGGUGCGACCUUCGCUCCACCUCAAGAAUAAGACAUGGUAUGACCCUGACCACGUGUACACGGCCUGGUGGGAUCUCGUGAAUGCGGCCAAAGAUCCCGAACUUGCUGAACAAGGAACCUUUAGGUAUGAUCUCGUCGACGUCACCCGCCAGUCUCUACAGCUGCUCAUUUACGAUGGCUACGUUCGUCUUAGGCGCUGCUUUUGGAAAAAAAUGAAGGAAGACUUCGGGAGGCUUGCCGUGCUCAUGACAGACAUGUUUAAUGACCUCGAUACCUUGUUGGCGUCCGAUCCACAUUUUCUUCUCGGAACGUGGCUACGGGAUGCGCGAAGCUGGGGGACAACAGAAGAGGAAUCGGAUUUAUACGAGUACAAUGCACGCAAUCAAAUCACACUUUGGGGCCCGAAAGGCGAGAUUCGGGACUAUGCAGCCAAGCAGUGGUCAGGGCUUGUGCGAAGUUACUACAUGCCCCGUUGGGAGCUCUUCCUGAAAUCUCUGUGGCGUAGCCUUGAGCAGCACGUUCCUUUCAACCAGACGCUGUUCGACGAAGAAGUAUUUAAGCAGGUCGAGGAGCCUUUCACAUUUCAACGGAACACGUACCCCACAUCGCCGCAAGGUGACUCCAUCGCCAUCUGCACCGACUUGCAGAGGAAAUACAGGCUCCUGCUGCUUCAGAAUCAGUGAGAAGAAAAAGAGAGACAAAAAAAAAAGAGCCGUCGAUCGUCUCACGUGAAGGCUAACUGCAAACAAUAACAAAAGCAACAACACCAACAACCGAAAUUUGUAGCACGCAUACGCCAAGCCACCAUUCUGACCGCGUAGCUAGAAGUCACCCGACUAAGACCCUGGCAUGAAUGCUUGCGGACUCCGAAAUCACAAGUGCGCAUGCGCAGUUCUUUGUGAUUACGCCAUACACCAUUGUCAUGCGGCUUCUCGUAUCGUCUGCCGAGGCACUAUUUGUACACCACAUGCUUAAACAUCUAGAGCUUACUAGUCAUUCGGCUUUAUACCAAGGUUUUUUAUAUGCUUACACCAUUGCCCGUAUGCGCUCACGUCAUCAAAGCUGCCAUAUUUUAGGUACAUCCAGCACAGUGAAACCAGCACCCUAUCUGCAUCGGCUAAUCGUCCAACUAUCCUUAAAGACACAGAGUGGUGGUCCUCUUAACAAAAUGAUGUACAGCCGUACGCACGGUUAACAAGAACGGCUCGACGUGUGGCCUCACCUCGCUUUGACUGACGUCAGCGCCGCCAAACAUUGGAUGUGGUAUGUACCCUGUAUGCGCCAUGGCCUCCGAGAUGGCGGGCCACGCCGCGCGCUUGCAAUCUCGGAGACCAUGCAUGCAUGUGCUGCUCUGUUACCGCAGAAAGAUAAUGUGUGGUCUGGAACGCGCUUGUUUUUCAUCGUCAUCGAGGGACGACGGUGGACAUGGCUUGACCCUAAGAAGCUUCGCCCCUAAAUAAAAUGUUUUCGUUUA
Messenger RNA from Rhipicephalus microplus (southern cattle tick), 2969 nucleotides. It is a transcript of the gene Naglu, whose product is annotated as N-acetyl-alpha-glucosaminidase. NCBI's taxonomy places the organism in Eukaryota, Metazoa, Arthropoda, Arachnida, Ixodida, Ixodidae. The record is from RefSeq and is a predicted model, not a curated record.